Megalobrama amblycephala (Wuchang bream) is the source of this 3004-nucleotide messenger RNA. It is a transcript of the gene cdc50aa, whose product is annotated as transmembrane protein 30Aa. The record is from RefSeq and is a predicted model, not a curated record. Lineage: Eukaryota; Metazoa; Chordata; Actinopteri; Cypriniformes; Xenocyprididae. The coding region runs from base 239 to 1357 and encodes 372 amino acids. Gene Ontology annotation, cellular component: Golgi apparatus; endoplasmic reticulum; plasma membrane. The transcript has 7 exons. Gene Ontology annotation, biological process: phospholipid translocation.
UUAAUGACGUCACGAUGAUACUUUCCGUCUAUUGGCUGCUGUACUUCCUUGUUUACCGUGUUGCUCAUGUUCAAUAAGCGCUACGGGAAAAACAUCAUUGCUGUUAAUGGAGCGUUUAUUGUGCGACAAACACAAGAUAGUAGCGAUAUAAUACAAACAACUGUCAACCAAGCCAACAUAUCUAAGGUUGUCGUGUAGUGCGCUCGCUGUCCGCUCGUCUUUAGAGGAUUAAAGAGCGAUGAUGGCGUCCAGCUAUAACGCGAAGGAUGAGGAUGGUCACCAUCCGGGAUCGGUGAGUUCCGGUGGCCCGGGCUCGGUCAAGAGCAAGAAGCCCGAUAACACGGCCUUUAAACAGCAGCGUCUGCCCGCCUGGCAGCCCAUUCUGACCGCGGGCACCGUCCUGCCAGCCUUCUUCAUGAUCGGACUCAUCUUCAUCCCCAUCGGCAUCGGACUCUUCGUCACCUCUAACAACAUCAAAGAGUUUGAGAUCGACUACACUGGUGUUGACAUGUCCAGUCCGUGUUUCAACUGCGCGCAGAACUACAGCUGGAACAGCACCAGCGUGUGUACCUGCUCUGUGCCCUUCACCCUAGACCAGCCUUUCGAGAGUAAUGUUUUCAUGUACUACGGACUCUCCAACUUCUAUCAAAACCAUAGACGUUAUGUCAAGUCAAGAGAUGACAGUCAGCUGAAUGGAGAUAAAAGCUCUUUACUGAGCCCAAGUAAAGAGUGUGAACCGUAUCGAACAAGCGAGAAGAAGCCCAUUGCUCCCUGUGGUGCCAUUGCUAACAGUCUCUUCAAUGAUACUUUGGAGCUGUUUUACAUCCAUCCAAACGGAAGCAGAAUAGCUAUUCAUCUGGUAAAGACGGGCAUUGCUUGGUGGACUGACAAGCAUGUGAAGUUCAGAAACCCAGGAGGAAGCAACAACAACCUUUCCGUUGUGUUCCAAGAUACAAGCAAACCUGUAAACUGGGGCAAAGCCGUUUAUGAGCUGGACCCGACUGAUUCUGAGAACAACGGUUUCAUCAAUGAGGAUUUCAUUGUGUGGAUGAGAACCGCCGCUCUCCCCACCUUCAGAAAACUGUACCGCAUCAUUCAGAAGAAGAAGGACAACCUGACCCCAACAUUACCGCCUGGAAACUACAGUCUCGAAGUCAUCUACAAUUACCCAGUGCGCAGCUUUGACGGCCGCAAGCGUAUGAUCCUCAGCACCAUCUCCUGGAUGGGAGGGAAGAACCCUUUCCUGGGCAUUGCCUACAUCACCGUGGGAUCUGUGUGUUUCUUCCUGGGAGUGGUCCUACUGAUCAUCCACCAUAAAUAUGGCAACCGCAACAACAAUGCUGACAUUCCCAAUUAAAUGCGAGUCAGCACACGGUGGUCUGUACACUGAAACAAGAUGGCGUGAGUUAUCUGUCAUAUCUCAUGCAGGAAGAUGCUCCUGUACACACUGGUGGCCAGAAGGACUGCUUGCAAAAUUAUUGUGUAUGCACUGGCUGUUUUUAAUGAUCUGUUUUAAGCAUUUCUUUCAUCCACACCAAAGCUUUAUAUUGGAAAUAUGAGCAGUAUCUUGAUUGGUUUUGACACAGUUGAUCUUUCUACAUUAAGUAUUUUGUGGUGAGGACAGUAUGACGGCACUACGGAGUAACUGAAUGAUGUGUAGUCAUACAGUAGGACUGUAUUUGAGUGAAUCCUUCACAAAAAUGUCCAGGUCAUAUUUUGCCUAAAAACCAAACGAAAAGGGAAAAAACAAAACAAAGAAGCACUUUGUAUUAGUCUUUUCGGUACUGAAAUUUUUCCCUCUAGCAUUUUGAGCGCUGUUGAACGGAUUCUUGAAUAACUCUGAUUGGCCAUUGUGAUCACGCACUCAACAGAUAUGUCUCUGAUUGGCCAUUGUGUUCAUGCGCUCCACAUAUAUUUCUGUGAUUGGCUACAAUGAUCAACACACGGGAGCGUUUGAAAGCAGACGUCUAUCCACGGAUCCGGACACCUGCUUUCAUACACUCCCGUGUGUGUAUCUGUGUAAGCGCUCGGUGACGAGCGUCAAAGAUGUCUAUUUACAACAUGUUUUUGAAGUAUUGAUCAUUGUAGCCAAUCACAGACAUAUAUGUUGAGCUCGUGAACACAAUGGCCAAUCAGAGACAUAUCUGUUGAGCGCGUGAACACAAUGCCCAAUCGAAGGUGUUUACGAAUCCAAUCAACGGUGCUCAAAAUGCUAGAGGGAAAUCAUCACAUUUUUAAAAUUUCAGGACUGACUUUGUACCGAAGUCCCUACUUUUCACAACACCACUAUAUAUUGACAGUUUCCAUGAGCACAUUUUCCCCUAAAAAUUCACCUUGACAUUUUACUUCUUAGUUUGUUUGUAAUUCUUAUGUCAUUAUUUUAAUUACAUUCUCUUUUACGAUUAAUAUAAGCAUAAACUACAGGCAAGUGCUACAUAUUCUAUCAUAGUGUAUUAAUUAUUAUUUAUUUAUUAUUUUUUGCAUUAUUAUAAUAAGAAUUUGGGGAAUUGUGCUUAUUUGUCAUUGUUACAGAGCAAAACAAACAUGUGGGGCUAAAAACAUUUUUUUUUUUCCUUUUGAUUUUGAGGUGAAAUAUGACUGAUCUUGACUGGCUUUGUGAGAUUCACCCAUUUGGGUAUUAAUGCUGAUGGUAUGGUACAAUCACAUCAGGCAUGGAUUUUAAUCAGUGAUUUUUUAUAAGAAUGCAAUAUUCCUGAUAAGACAGUUUGUCAUGCAAAUCAGCAAGGACUGUUGUACUGUAUUAUUUGAAAUGCUAAACUGUGAUGGUCUAGAUAUGCUUAAAGCUAAUGUGUACAUUUUGUUUCAGUUUCCUCUUUGAAAAGCUUGUUCUGUGCAAUGUGUAUUUAAAAAGGAUAUGUGUGUGUGUUUAGCAACUGCUAUGAAAUCCUUUAUCCUGCUCAGUUCUGUGUGUCUGUUGUUUGGCCAAAGUCAUAUCAUUUACUUAAAAGAGUUGUGUGAUAAUAAACGACAAAAGCAUGAGAGA